Nannospalax galili (Upper Galilee mountains blind mole rat) is the source of this 3652-nucleotide messenger RNA. RefSeq names its product unc-51 like autophagy activating kinase 2 (gene Ulk2). The record is from RefSeq and is a predicted model, not a curated record. The transcript has 27 exons. Gene Ontology annotation, biological process: peptidyl-serine phosphorylation; protein autophosphorylation; positive regulation of autophagy. Bases 53 to 3250 code for a protein of 1065 amino acids. Lineage: Eukaryota; Metazoa; Chordata; Mammalia; Rodentia; Spalacidae. Gene Ontology annotation, cellular component: cytoplasm; autophagosome. Gene Ontology annotation, molecular function: ATP binding; protein serine/threonine kinase activity.
GGCUCCCUGUCCUGCUGCCCGCCCUAGAGCUCUAUGCCCCGGGGGCGCGGCCAUGGAGGUGGUGGGCGACUUCGAGUACAGCAAGAGGGACCUCGUGGGACACGGGGCCUUCGCUGUGGUCUUUCGGGGGCGGCACCGCCAGAAAACUGAUUGGGAGGUAGCUAUUAAAAGUAUUAAUAAAAAGAACUUGUCAAAGUCACAAAUUCUGCUUGGAAAGGAAAUUAAAAUCUUAAAGGAACUUCAGCAUGAGAAUAUUGUAGCACUCUAUGACGUUCAGGAAUUACCCAACUCUGUCUUUCUGGUGAUGGAGUAUUGCAAUGGUGGAGACCUGGCAGAUUAUUUGCAAGCUAAAGGAACUCUGAGUGAAGAUACUAUCAGAGUGUUUCUUCAUCAGAUUGCAGCAGCCAUGCGAAUCCUGCACAGCAAAGGAAUCAUCCACAGGGAUCUCAAACCACAGAACAUCUUGCUGUCUUAUGCCAAUCGCAGGAAGUCAAGUGUCAGUGGUAUUCGAAUCAAAAUAGCUGAUUUUGGUUUUGCUCGUUACCUGCAUAGUAACAUGAUGGCAGCAACACUGUGUGGCUCCCCAAUGUACAUGGCUCCUGAGGUUAUUAUGUCUCAACAUUAUGAUGCUAAGGCAGAUUUGUGGAGCAUAGGAACUGUGAUCUAUCAAUGCCUAGUUGGAAAACCACCUUUUCAGGCCAAUAGUCCUCAAGACCUAAGGAUGUUUUAUGAAAAAAACAGGAGCCUAAUGCCUAGUAUUCCCAGAGAAACAUCACCUUACUUGGCUAAUCUCCUUUUGGGUUUGCUUCAGAGAAAUCAAAAAGAUAGAAUGGAUUUUGAAGCAUUUUUUAACCAUCCCUUUCUUGAACAAGCUCCAGUUAAAAAAUCUUGCCCAGUUCCAGUGCCUGUGCAUGCUGGCUCUGUCCCAGGAAGCUCCUGUGGCAGCUCUCCAUCUUGUCGCUUUGCCUCGCCACCAUCCCUUCCAGAUAUGCAGCAUAUUCAGGAAGAAAACAUAUCCUCCCCACCAUUGGGUCCUCCCAACUAUCUACAAGUGUCCAAAGAUUCUGCCAGUAAUAGUAGCAAGAACUCUUCUUGUGACACGGAUGACUUUGUUUUGGUUCCACACAACAUCUCGUCAGACCACUCAUAUGAUAUGUCAAUGGGAACUACUGGCAGACGUGCUUCAAAUGAAUUCUUGGUGUGUGGAGGGCAGUGUCAACCUACUGUGUCACCUCACAGCGAAACAACCCCAAUUCCAGUUCCUACUCAAGUAAGGAAUUACCAGCGCAUAGAGCAGAAUCUUACCUCCACUGCUAGCUCUGGCACAAAUCCACAUGGAUCACCAAGAUCUGCAGUGGUCCGAAGGUCUAACACCAGUCCCAUGGGCUUCCUCAGACUGGGGUCCUGCUCCCCUGUGCCAGCAGACACAGUACAGACAGUAGGACGAAGACUCUCUACUGGCUCUUCUAGGCCUUACUCACCAUCCCCUUUAGUUGGUACCAUUCCUGAGCAGUUUAGUCAGUGCUGCUGUGGGCAUCCUCAGGGCCAUGAAUCCAGGAGUAGACACUCCUCAGGUUCUCCGGUGCCACAGGCUCAGUCACCACAGUCUCUCUUGCUGGGUGCUAGAUUGCAGAGCGCCCCCACCCUCACGGAUAUCUAUCAGAACAAGCAGAAGCUCAGAAAGCAGCACUCUGACCCCGUGUGCCCAUCCCAUGCUGGGGCUGGGUACAGUUACUCACCUCAGCCUAGUCGACCUGGCAGCCUUGGAACCUCUCCUACCAAGCACAUGGGGUCCUCUCCUCGGAGUUCUGACUGGUUCUUUAAAACGCCUUUACCAACAAUCAUUGGCUCUCCUACUAAGACCACAGCUCCUUUCAAAAUCCCUAAAACACAAGCGUCUUCCAACUUGUUAGCCUUGGUUACUCGUCAUGGACCUGCUGAAGGCCAGUCCAAAGAUGGAAGUGACCCUCGUGAAUGUUCCCAUUGCCUCUUAGUACAAGGAGGUGAGAGGCAUCGAUCUGAUCAGCAAAGCAAGGCAAUAUUUGGCAGAUCUGUCAGUACUGGGAAGUUAUCAGACCAGCAAGUAAAAGCACCUUUAAGUGGACACCAGGGCAGCAUGGAUAGUUUAAAUACAGAACGACCAAUGGAUGUAGCUCCCACAGGAGCCUGUGGUGUUGUAUUGGCACUACCAGCAGGAGCAACAAGUUCCAGGGCUGUCCUCUUCACUGUGGGGUCUCCUCCACACAGUGCCACGGCCCCUACUUGUACCCAAAUGGUCCUUCGAACAAGAACCACCUCAGUGGGGUCUAGCAGCUCGGGGGGCUCCUUGUGCUCUGCAAGUGGCCGAGUAUGUGUGGGCUCCCCACCUGGGCCAGGGUUGGGCUCUUCCCCGCCAGGAGCAGAGGCCGCUCCCAGCCUGAGAUACGUGCCUUAUGGUGCUUCACCACCCAGCCUGGAGGGGCUCAUUACUUUUGAAGCCCCUGAACUACCAGAGGAGACACUGAUGGAGCGAGAACACACAGAUACCUUACGCCAUCUGAACGUGAUGCUAAUGUUUACUGAGUGUGUGCUGGACCUGACAGCGGUGCGGGGUGGGAACCCUGAGCUGUGCACAUCUGCUGUGUCCUUGUAUCAGAUUCAGGAGAGCAUAGUUGUGGACCAGAUCAGCCAGCUAAGCAAAGACUGGGGGCGGGUGGAGCAGCUGGUGUUAUACAUGAAAGCAGCACAGCUGCUGGCAGCUUCCCUGCAUCUUGCCAAAGCUCAGAUCAAGUCUGGGAAGCUGAGCCCGUCCACGGCUGUGAAACAAGUUGUCAAAAAUCUGAAUGAACGAUAUAAAUUCUGUAUCACCAUGUGCAAGAAACUUACAGAAAAACUGAAUCGAUUCUUCUCUGAUAAACAGAGAUUUAUUGAUGAAAUCAACAGUGUUACUGCAGAGAAACUCAUCUAUAAUUGUGCUGUGGAAAUGGUUCAGUCUGCAGCUCUGGAUGAGAUGUUUCAGCACACUGAAGACAUUGUUUAUCGAUACCAUAAGGCAGCCCUUCUUUUGGAAGGCCUAACUAAGAUUCUACAGGACCCUACAGAUAUUGAAAAUAUAAAUGUAGUAUUGAAAGAAGAUUGUCAGCACUCUGCUAUAGCACUGCAACCGUGUGAGCAGCAAGCUUGUCAUGGACCAGCAUGGGAGCAUGAGGUGAUAACAUUUGGGAUUAUAGCCUGGUUCUGUCACCCAUCCCAGGAAGCUGUACUUUGUUAACUGGUGACUACCAAAGAACAAGCAGCAAUUUAAGAAUGAAAAACAAUCCAAAAACUUCAUGUUUGUAGAAAAUCUGCCUUAUUGGAGAAUUCACUCCCCUUUCCCUUUUUCUUUGUAGAAGCAGAAACAAGGGUAUUCCACAUGGCUACAGUUUGAACUUGACAAAUAAAUGUACCUUAGAACUAGAAUUAUAAGUACACUUGUUCUUGUGGAUAAUUAAACAUAAAACAAAGUGAGUGGCACGUCUCUCAGCUCUCUGAGGAAUAUAUGAAAUCCCAUGUGUUGGCUAAGGCACAUAUAGGAGUCUACAGCUCAUCCAGACAAUUUGAGAUUUGGGGUGAGUUUGUCUGAAUCUGAGUAUGCAUCAUUAAACAGCUCAAGAGGAAUAAUUUGAAGAAGAAG